CACAUCAAGAAGGGCAAGGGUUAACUCCGAGACCUAGUUAACACAAAAUGAAGGGGGUAAAUCAUUAUAAACUAGGUCCAGUCAUGAGCCUGAGCAUCUUGAUCCUAAUGGGGCUCAUGGGAGGAUUCGUGUGGUGGUCGAUACAGGGAACCCAGACUGACACAGAAUCGAGACGAGGGAGACAUCCAACUCAUAAUUUGUAUUGGCAGUAUGCUAAUUUUACAGUUAAACAAGCGAACAGGUCAAAUUGUCUAGUUUGCUCAACUCUGCCACACACCGUUACACAACCAUUCGUGUUCGAGAUCGCCAACACAACGGAUGAAGACACUGCGCAAGCAUGGCGAGCUGUGAUGGAAGCUGUCUGCAAUGAUGUAGAAGACUGUAGUGUCACGUAUCAAGGUGGGGGAGAUGACCCAAGGGUAGAAAUUAGUGUAAAUGAAUUAGGAAAGGGGAUAAAUUAUACCUUAUGCGCAGGGCGAAAGGGUGAUCCAAACUCAAACCUCGUAGGGAAGGUCAAGGAAACUAGGUGUUCAACCAUUUGCACUGUGCAGGGUUCAGUCCCAAAUCCAAAUGUGACUUGCACGGGACGAAGUGGCACUCUGUACAAGCAAGGCAGAAAAGCAAUAACAGGAAGUGACUUAGGACCAGGAGGGAAUCUAACUCAGUUAGCGGGUCCAACCUUCUAUUACCCAGGCUGGCAGUGGAAGUGUGGUCACUAUGUGUAUAACUUUCUUCUGGUAGAUUGGAAAGGCACGUGUGCCCUGGUCCAAUUAGAUGCCCACCUAAUAAUAGCAACCCCUGAGACGAGUGGCAGACGACGCAGAAGUGUCGACGAUGAUUUUCCUCCUCCAGAACAUCAGCUGCAACCCAAGUCUUCACAUAGGUAUGACCCAGCAGGGCAAAGAUCGCAAGAAGAGGGUGUGCCAAAAAAAAUCUGGCAUCAGGAGACAAUCACAAAGCUGCAGCUCAGUGUUUACAUUGGUGUCCUGGCCAUUUUUAAGGAGUAUGUCAUGGUUUUCCAGGGAAGUGAAACAUUGGUGCACAAGCUACAUGAAAAACAGCUUGAGCUGUUCAUGUCCUUCUUUGCCUGCUUCAUUAAGGGGGAGUACUUCACAGCAUUGUCACCCAGGGCUCUUGUUAACCUGGUCUUGGAAGACCACAUGAUUUUGCCUGCAAGAGAGAUCUAUGUUGGACAGGAUGCAGACGCAUUCAGGUCAAAGACUCUAAAUCAUGCCCUGCUGAAGCCAUUUAUGGAGAAGCUAAAAAUGGCCUACACAACCACUGCUGCAUAUAUGCAGGCAAAGCUUCCCUUGAACAGCCAGACCCUGAAAGCCCUCUCCGCUCUGGACCCACUUUUGAGAAGCCAUUCUCAAGGACCCAUCCAACUGAAGAGGCUGAGUGGAAUGUUGAGCCACCUCCUUCCGCCAGGCUGUGAUGUCCACCAAGAAAUCCUGAAGUUCAGUGUGGAUCUGGCGUUGCCUGUCUACAAGGAGGGAGAUUGCUUGGUGGAGUGGUGGGAUCACAUCUUUCAGAAGGAGAAAUAUCAGGCCCUCACUGCACUAGUGAAAAGUGCUCUGUCCAUCUUCCAUGGCCCCAGGGUGGAGUCAGCCUUCAGUCUAAUGAAUGAAGUGAUUGACUCCAAAAGCGGGAAUAUGAAUGUUGUGACCUGCAAUGCCAUUCAAACUGUAAAAUAUAACCACCUGGCAAGAGGGAAAUCAGCCGUGGAGUUGUUUAAAAGGGAGGAUGUGUCUUGUGGGGAGGUGGAUCGUGUGCUGUGCAAAAACAUCCGGACAGCCGGAACAGCUGACAAACACCAGUGACAACAGCGUUUGAAAAAUGCUGAAUGUGGAUGGUCUCACAGUGCAACAGCAAGCAAAGCCCAGGUGGCUGAGAAGGAGAAGCAGGCCAGGCUGAGGCACGCAGCUAAACACAGGAAGAGGGCCUGUGAACUCCUGGUGCAGGCCAAAAAGAAAAAACAAUAAAAUGGCUGUAAAGAAA
Neoarius graeffei (lesser salmon catfish) is the source of this 1998-nucleotide messenger RNA. RefSeq lists its product as uncharacterized. The transcript is spliced from 4 exons. The record is from RefSeq and is a predicted model, not a curated record. NCBI's taxonomy places the organism in Eukaryota, Metazoa, Chordata, Actinopteri, Siluriformes, Ariidae. Bases 48 to 1820 code for a protein of 590 amino acids.